UGAUUAGAGAGUCCGCGACUCGGCGGUCGUGUCGAUCAUGAAGUGCUUCAUAAAAUCAUUGGAAUUCGCGGUGACAAUAUCGAUACUGGCUGUGAAAAUUUACCCUGAGGAUGAGGAAUAUCCUGAUUCUUCUGUGUGCAACGAGCAUUCUAGCGAGUGAUGAAACUCCUAGGGUGAUUAUAAUCGGUGCGGGUGCUUCAGGAAUCGCUGCAGCUGCAAAACUAUUUCGAAAUGGAAUCGACAACGUCACGAUUCUGGAAGCUGAGGACAGGAUUGGGGGAAGAGUUUACAGUGUGGAAAUGGAAGAGUACGAUGUGGAUUUGGGAGCGCAGUGGGUUCACGGAGAGGGGAAAAAUGUUGUCUACGAAAUGGCGUGGCCUUUUCAUCUCCUCUCACACUGUCUCGGUCCCAAUGAUGGAUCAAUUUUCUUCAAAACGGCGUUCAAGGCACUCGCGCGGACAGUCGGAUCCGAAAAAGAGGCCGCUAUAUUGAUGCGAAGGAAUUCUAUCAAGUUUUUUCUAUCGACCGGUGAAAAGAUGAACGACAAGACCGGCAGAAGUCUCAUUACUUUUGCAAUGAAUCUCACGGCAGAAUGGCCAGGUGUUGAAAAUUUGAGGACAGGAUCUGUCGGUGAAUACUUCGACAGGAAGAUAAAUGAUUAUUUCAACAAGCACGAAGACAUCCCCGAGGAUCUCAAGAUACCUUUAGUCAAGAUGGUACACCGGGCGCACAUGGCGGAAAAUGGCGCUGAGGAUUUGUACCAAGCAUCAGCAAAGGCUGAUGGCGAUUACUUUUCGGAUGGAGAUCAGCAGCUGAAUUGGAAAACAGGGACAUACGGAAUUAUCUUGGAUCUCCUGAUGAGAAAGUAUCCGGAUCCCGAAGAGGAACUGCCAAUCGUCAACAGUACCUUGUUUAAUAAAAAGGUUUCGAGGAUUGAAUACAAAGGUGAUGGUCCGGUGAAAGUGAAAACAUCCGAUGGAGACGUGUAUAUGGCAGAUUAUGUGAUAUUCACACCGUCAUUGGGAGUCCUGAAGGCGAAUCAUAAGAACUUGUUCGUGCCGCACCUGCCGCCCAGCAAAAUCAAUGCAAUCGAACACAUAGGGAUGGGACACGUCGGCAAGAUUUACUUGUACUACGAUGAACCUUGGUGGACGAAGGAUCUCAGUAACUUCUACAGAUUCUUAAUCUGGACUGAAGAUGAUGAGAAAGAACUUGCGAGUGAUCCCGAACGAAGAUGGAUGCUGUCGGUUUACACGGUCAAUCGAAUUGAGUGGAAGCCCAAGCUGAUAUGUCUCUGGUUGACAGGUCCAAACAUCAGGGAAAUGGAGCUGUUACCGAAGGAGCUGGUGAGGGAUCAGUCCCUCUGGUUGCUGGACAAAUUCUUCGGCAAAUUUUACAAUCUCACGGAGCCCACGGAGAUGCUGAGAACCCACUGGAACUCCAAUGAUAAUUUCCUUGGGACCUACAGCUGGAUGAGUCUUGAUGCGGAGGCCCAUAAUGCGACGGUUUCUGAUCUUGCCGAGCCCAUAAUGCAGAGAGAUGGUCGCACACCGGCUAUCAUGUUUGCUGGGGAAGCAACCAGUGAUUUUUAUAGCACUGUCCACGGUGCCAUUGGCUCGGGCUGGCGAGAAGCAGAACGUAUCAUUGACAUCAAAAAACGAUCGAGCCACUGGACCCAGGGGUAGCACAAUAGAUUAUUGAGAUUUCAUUGAAUCUUUCAAGAAUUAUUUUCAAUCUAUGAUGCAAUAAAAUGAAUCUAUUCUUUUAUUA
Molecule: messenger RNA, 1770 nt
Organism: Fopius arisanus
Lineage: Eukaryota; Metazoa; Arthropoda; Insecta; Hymenoptera; Braconidae
Product: spermine oxidase
Exons: 6
Coding region: 111-1685 (524 amino acids)
Molecular function (GO): polyamine oxidase activity
Source: RefSeq, a predicted model, not a curated record